GUGACUGAUCUCGAAUAAAAAUCAUUUGUUAUUUCAACUUCCUGGUUUGUGUAAAAAUGAAGGACCAAUUUUGUGUUAUAUUUGUGUUCAGCAUAUUAUUGGUGUCAACAAAUGAGCAAUGUCCACUUUCUGGAGGUUUAAAUGGAAAUUUAAGUAUAGUAUGUGGAAGUCAACUUGCAGCAGAAACAACAUCGAUGGAACCUACAUCAGCAUUUAACAUAACAAAUGCGAAUAUCAUCAACACAACUGCUGCUACUCUAUCAGAGGGAUGUAUAUGUGGUCACCAAAUUGAUGCAAAAUUUGAGUCACUCGUAUCCUUACGAAUUUCGUUGGCUAUAUUCGUAGUGAUUUCUACUAUUUCAACAAUAAUAAAUAUAUACUUCUUUAUCAAGAACAUACUAAGAAACAAAUCUAAGAAGAAUACCACAAAUGUUAAAACAAUUCAUCAAGGUGGGAAUGAAUUGAAUGUUGAGACCUACACAGAACUAGGAAAUGCAGUGUCAGGAGAUUCUGAAAACCAGUACGACUCUAUCUCACGAGGGGAUAACUACAUGAACACAAAUGUAUUAUAAACUGUGUGACGAUUCUUUCAGGGGGUA
This is a messenger RNA of Magallana angulata, 599 nucleotides long. RefSeq lists its product as uncharacterized. NCBI's taxonomy places the organism in Eukaryota, Metazoa, Mollusca, Bivalvia, Ostreida, Ostreidae. The transcript has 5 exons. The record is from RefSeq and is a predicted model, not a curated record. The coding region runs from base 57 to 572 and encodes 171 amino acids.